This is a messenger RNA of Pungitius pungitius (ninespine stickleback), 4657 nucleotides long. RefSeq names its product dematin actin binding protein (gene dmtn). The transcript has 14 exons. Bases 3217 to 4347 code for a protein of 376 amino acids. Gene Ontology annotation, molecular function: actin filament binding. Gene Ontology annotation, biological process: lamellipodium assembly; cytoskeleton organization; actin filament bundle assembly. The record is from RefSeq and is a predicted model, not a curated record. Gene Ontology annotation, cellular component: actin cytoskeleton; plasma membrane. NCBI's taxonomy places the organism in Eukaryota, Metazoa, Chordata, Actinopteri, Perciformes, Gasterosteidae.
GUCUGUGUGUCGGUGUGUGUGUGUGUGGUCUAAUGGAACACACACACAUAUUGAUGAUCUGUGGCAGGGAGAAGCUCUUAGUGAUCAGAAGACACAAAGCUCUCAGACGCCGCAUCAGUUCUUCCACAGAGACAGAAAAACCUUCCCUUUCAAAUAUACUCAAAUAAAUAAAAUAGAAUAUAUGACGAGUUAAUAUUGUUUUGAUAUAUGAUAUCAUAUUAUUCUGGUUUUAUCCCUUCAGAAGUCAGUGAAAUAUAAAACGUUUUUUCUCAGUCAGACAUUCAGAAUAAGGCUGAUUAGCUUAGCUUAGCACGAACACUGGGAACAGAGGAAAAGUGCUAGCAUGCAUCUGCCUAAAGGAACACAAUCCACACAAAAGUCAUCUUACUGAUUUUAAAGUGUGAAGACGAAGAUUUCGUCUCAGCAAAAAGAAGCUAAGUCAACAGGAAUCAGGAAACGUUUAUUGCCAUCAUAUGUUGGACGUACAUGGAAAUUGUCUUGGCGGUUGGUGCAUGACAAUGACAAGACAAUAAUGACGACAUAGUGCAGCCAUAAGAUGAAAAUAAAAUAAAAGUAUAAUAAAAUAUACGCUAUGGGUUAGUACGCUAAAGCUAUGCGUUAGUAAGUUAGAGGAGAUACGAUAAAAUUAGAAAUAAAAAUAAAGAUAAAGUUCACCAGCUAAACAAAGUGACAAGUGAAAGUGACAAAGUGAAUGAACAUGGGAGUGAGAGUCAGUCAGGGGGGGGGGCGGCUCUGUUGAUGAGCCCGACUGCCGAAGGGAAGAAACUGUUGGUGUGGAUGGAGGUCUUAGUCCUGAUGGACCUCAACCUCCUGCCGGAUGGAAGGGGCACGAACAGUUCAGGACAGGAAGCUAUAUUUAGUGCUGACGUGCAAACAGACAGGAACAUGCUAACAGAACUUACUAACAGACAGGAACAUGCUAACAGAACAUACUAACAGACAGGAACAUGCUAACAGAACAUACUAACAGACAGGAACAUGCUAACAGAACUUACUAACAGACAGGAACAUGCUAACAUAACUUACUAACAGACAGGAACAUGCUAACAGAACUUACUAACAGACAGGAACAUGCUAACAGAACAUACUAAUAGACAGGAACAUGCUAACAGAACCUACUAAUAGACAGGAACAUGCUAACAGAACAUACUAACAGACAAGAACAUGCUAACAGAACCUACUAAUAGACAGGAACAUGCUAACAGAACAUACUAAGAGACAGGAACAUGCUAAAAGAACAUACUAAGAGACAGGAACAUGCUAAAAGAACAUACUAAUAAACAGGAACAUGCUAACAGAACAUACUAACAUACAGGAACACGCUAACAGAACAUAAUAAAAGACAGGAACAUGCUAACAGAACACACUAACAGACAAGAACAUGCUAACAGAACCUACUAAUAGACAGGAACAUGCUAACAGAACAUACUAAGAGACAGGAACAUGCUAACAGAACAUACUAAGAGACAGGAACAUGCUAAAGGAACAUACUAAUAAACAGGAACAUGCUAACAGAACAUACUAACAUACGGGAACAUGCUAACAGAACAUAAUAAAAGACAGGAACAUGCUAACAGAACCUACUAAUAGACAGGAACAUGCUAACAGAACAUACUAAGAGACAGGAACAUGCCAACAGAACAUACUAAGAGACAGGAACAUGCUAAAAGAACAUACUAAGAGACAGGAACAUGCUAAAAGAACAUACUAAUAAACAGGAACAUGCUAACAGAACAUACUAACAUACAGGAACAUGCUAACAGAACAUAAUAAAAGACAGGAACAUGCUAACAGAACACACUAACAGACAAGAACAUGCUAACAGAACCUACUAAUAGACAGGAACAUGCUAACAGAACAUACUAAGAGACAGGAACAUGCUAACAGAACAUACUAAGAGACAGGAACAUGCUAAAGGAACAUACUAAUAAACAGGAACAUGCUAACAGAACAUACUAACAUACGGGAACAUGCUAACAGAACAUAAUAAAAGACAGGAACAUGCUAACAGAACCUACUAAUAGACAGGAACAUGCUAACAGAACAUACUAAGAGACAGGAACAUGCCAACAGAACAUACUAAGAGACAGGAACAUGCUAACAGAACAUACUAACAGACAGGAAAAUGCUAACAGAACAUACUAACAGACAGGAACAUGCUGACAGAACAUACUAACUGACAGGAACAUGCUAACAUAAUAUACUACUAGACAGAAACAUGGUAACAGAACUUACUAAUAGACAGGAACAUGCUAACAAGAACAUGCUUACAGACAGGAACAAGCUAAUAGAAUAUACUAAUAGACAGGAACAUGCUAACAGAACACACUAACAGACAAGAACAUGCUAACAGAACCUACUAAUAGACAGGAACAUGCUAACAGAACAUACUAAUAAACAGGAACAUGCUAACAGAACAUACUAACAUACAGGAACAUGCUAACAGAACAUAAUAAAAGACAGGAACAUGCUAACAGAACCUACUAAUAGACAGGAACAUGCUAACAGAACAUACUAAGAGACAGGAACAUGCUAACAGAACAUACUAAGAGACAGGAACAUGCUAAAAGAACAUACUAAUAAACAGGAACAUGCUAACAGAACAUACUAACAUACAGGAACAUGCUAACAGAACCUACUAAUAGACAGGAACAUGCUAACAGAACAUACUAAGAGACCGGAACAUGUUAACAGAACAUACUAACAGACAGGAAAAUGCUAACAGAACAUACUAACAGACAGGAACAUGCUAACAGAACAUACUAACUGACAGGAACAUGCUAACAUAAUAUACUACUAGACAGAAACAUGGUAACAGAACUUACUAACAGACAGGAACAUGCUAACAGAACAUACUAACUGACAGGAACAUGCUAACAUAAUAUACUACUAGACAGGAACAUGCUAACAGAAGCUGAGGUCAGACCCAGCAGGUGAGAUGUUUCUGUUGUGACUCUGGAGGGAGGGGCGUUGCCAUAGAGACGACUGUUGAGGCCCAGCAGGGCGUUGGUCCGACUGGAGGUGCUGAUAAUCUGCUGAGGGCUACCCACACAACAUUUAAAUAAUACUAUCCUCCCCUUCUUCGUCUUCCACCUCCUCCUCCUCUGUUUUCUUAUUGUUAAAAAUGUAUAUAUUUCUCUGCUUGGUUCUGAAGUAGCUGGUAAAAACCAACAGGCGGAACGUUUCCAUCCAGUCAUGCAGAAGGUGGAGGGACGGCUCAACAUGCAUCCAUCAUCUAGAGGGACAAGCACCCCAGGUUCUCCUGCUACUGGCAUCAUGGCGAGGGUCCAUGACCAGGUGGUGGGUUACAGGGACCUCGCUGCUCUUCCCAGAGAUAAAUCCAUCCUGCAGGUGGAGAGACCCGACCUGAUGACCUACCAACCCCACCUCACCUUCUCCCCCCUCGACCCCCCACGCAGACAAAGGUCUCUGUCUCCUCCCCCCUCGUCCCCCACCAUGUCCCCUGAGGUGAAGGAACAACGAGCAGAGAGCGACAGCGGUUCACCUGGUGGAUCGAUGCUGCAACUGCACGUCGGACGCAAGGUCAGCGGCAGCCAUCAACACUUCCACAGGCCAGAUAACGGAGCAAAUAUUUACAGAAAGCCUCCAAUCUACAAACAUGAAGUCAACAAACACUUUGAAGGCGUCGUUCAGUCAGCAAAGUUCCCGGCCGCUCAGCCUCCGGACCCCAACGUCCCGUCGAAGAUCGAGACGGAGUUCUGGCCCUGCCCCCCCUCUCUGGCUGCCAUGGAGAUGGAGUGGAGGAAGAGGAAGGACCUGCAGGAGGAGGACAAGUUUGAGGACCUGACGGGAGAAGCUGAGACUUUGCAGGAGCAUGCUCUUGAGAAGAUCAAGUCCAACCUGGGCCGUCUGAUCCUGAAGGAGGAGAAAGACAAGAACGUUGAUUUCCGAAGGAAGACGCAGUCGCUGCCGGACAGGACGCACAUGCACACCAGUGUGUCAGCGAGUGCGUCAAAGUCUCCUUCACACUCUGGACCGGGUCUGACCAGAAUGCAGUCGGCAGAGUUUUCCUCGGACAGAGAGAAAGAACAAGAAGGUAGGAAAGAUGCAGGUGCUCGUAGAGAGAGGAUGGACAGAGGCAACUCUCUCCCCAGUAUCCUUGAGCAGAAGAUUCAUCCCUACGAAGCACUGGUUGUGACCCACAGAGGGCGCUGUAGGCUGCCACCAGGAGUCGACCGCACUCGCCUGGAGAGACAUCUGUCCCCGGAGUGUUUCCAGCAGCUCUUCGGGAUGCCGAUGGACGAGUUCGACCGGCUGUCUCUGUGGAGACGGAACGAGCUGAAGAAGAAAGCCUUGCUUUUCUAACAGGAAGUGACCUCAUCUAACCGCCAUCUAAGCAAUCACGAGAUUGACUCUUUACGCGCACACACACACACACACACACACACACACUACUUGUGCUGCACUUAUAACCACUACUGCUAGCAAACCUUCAUCAUCGUCAUCAUCAGUUCUCUAGAGGUUUGCAGCUGGCUACUAACUACAUUACAUCACCAUGGUUACCAGGUCUCAGACCAAUCAGAUCACUGAGAAGUACGUUCUACACGAACGUGGCAUUUAUGUAGAAGAACUCCUCUUCCUCCUCCUCUUCCUCCUCCUCAAAGUUAAAUAAAUC